Molecule: messenger RNA, 573 nt
Organism: Staurois parvus
Lineage: Eukaryota; Metazoa; Chordata; Amphibia; Anura; Ranidae
Source: the annotation of a GenBank genome assembly
CCUCCCAAUCAUGUGAUUCAGGUAUUCCAAUCCCCUCCCAAUCAUGUGAUUCAGGUGUUCCAAUCCCCUCCCAAUCAUGUGAUUCAGGUGUUCCAAUCCCCUCCCAAUCAUGUGAUUCAGAUGUUCCAAUCCCCUCCAUAUCAUGUGAUUCAGGUGUUCCAAUCCCCUCCCAAUCAUGUGAUUCAGGUGUCCCAAUCCCCUCCCAAUCAUGUGAUUCAGGUGUUCCAAUCCCCUCCCAAUCAUGUGAUUCCGGUGUUCCAAUCCCCUCCCAAUCAUGUGAUUCAGGUGUUCCAAUCCCCUCCCAAUCAUGUGAUUCAGGUGUCCCAAUCCCCUCCCAAUCAUGUGAUUCAGAUGUUCCAAUCCCCUCCAUAUCAUGUGAUUCAGGUGUUCCAAUCCCCUCCCAAUCAUGUGAUUCAGGUGUCCCAAUCCCCUCCCAAUCAUGUGAUUCAGGUGUCCCAAUCCCCUCCCAAUCAUGUGAUUCAGGUGUUCCAAUCCCCUCCCAAUCAUGUGAUUCAGGUGUUCCAAUCCCCUCCCAAUCAUGUGAUUCAGGUGUCCCAAUCCGUUCCCAGUCAU